Halichondria panicea is the source of this 390-nucleotide messenger RNA. RefSeq names its product ankyrin repeat family A protein 2-like. The record is from RefSeq and is a predicted model, not a curated record. NCBI's taxonomy places the organism in Eukaryota, Metazoa, Porifera, Demospongiae, Suberitida, Halichondriidae. Gene Ontology annotation, molecular function: protein binding. The coding region runs from base 1 to 390 and encodes 129 amino acids. The transcript has 4 exons.
AUGGAGGCAGCCAGUAAAGGUCACACUGACUGUGCUAAAGAGCUGCUCUCCUCAGGAGCCGUGGUAGACCUGGCUGACAAGGAUGGGUGGACUCCACUGUUGUGGGCAGCCUAUGGAGGUCACACUGACUGUGCUAAAGAGCUGCUCUCCUCAGGAGCCGUGGUGGACCUGGCUAACAAGGGUGGGUUGACUCCACUCAUGGAGGCAGCCAGUAAAGGUCACACUGACUGUGCUAAAGAGCUGCUCUCCUCAGGAGCCGUGGUGGACCUGGCUAACAAGGGUGGGUGGACUCCACUGUUGUGGGCAGCCUAUGGAGGUCACACUGACUGUGCUAAAGAGCUGCUCUCCUCAGGAGCCGUGGUGGACCUGGCUAACAAGGUGAGUAUCUGA